Molecule: messenger RNA, 2253 nt
Organism: Nelumbo nucifera (sacred lotus)
Lineage: Eukaryota; Viridiplantae; Streptophyta; Magnoliopsida; Proteales; Nelumbonaceae
Product: protein FREE1-like
Biological process (GO): intralumenal vesicle formation; multivesicular body assembly
Cellular component (GO): ESCRT I complex; late endosome membrane
Molecular function (GO): ubiquitin binding; metal ion binding
Source: RefSeq, a predicted model, not a curated record
ACGUGUCCCCAUUGCGAAAAGCUUGCUUUCCCUACUCACGACAUAUUCAUCUUUCAUCUACCCACUGAAAUUCUGAAGCUCGAAUUACCUGAGUUGCCCUGCACCAAACGUCCACCAGGCUGAAAUACCGAACGGCUCUCAAUCUCCAUCGAUCCUUCUGUAUCCGGAGGGAAGAUCCUGAAUUUUGGAGAUGCAACAGGGAGAUUUCAGCAGCGCUCCUUAUUACCACCAAUACCAUCAACCUCAUCUUCAAAACCUUAACCCUAACCCUAACGAUCUCCAGCCUAAUUCCCUAAAUCCGACCUGUGCUUCUGCUCCCCCUUUCUCUGCCAAUUGUUCUGCGCCAGAUUACUCAGGCUUUUCAUCUGAGUAUCCUCCGUAUUCACAGAAUUCCGAACCUGUCCCCAACAUCCCCCCUUCUGCUCCUUCUUACGCACAAAACCCUAACUUCCAAUCCUUUACUCCCUUUUCUGAAUCUUCUACCUUCCCAUCUUUUCCACAUACGCAAGAGCCACAGGCGUCAUUCACACCUCCGAUCCAGCAACCGGCUUAUUAUCCGCCAUACGAUCAGCAUCAGACGCCUUCAAAUUAUACUCCUUCCCCUUCAAUUCCUCCUAAUCCUAAUCCUAAUCCCAAUCUCAGUUCAUCAUUCCCUGCGCCCUAUUCAUAUGGUCAAAUUGGUUCUUCGGUGCCACCCCCACCGCCCGUAUAUGAAAAUCUUUACGAGAGUAGCGUGAAAUUUGAUCAUGGGGGAGGUUACCUCGAUGAUAAUUCUGGUAGAUAUGGAGGUGCAGGCGUAUACGGCCGAAACCGUUCCGAUUUGGGGACAGAUUUCUACGAGAAUAGAACGGAGCCUCGUUAUGAUCGGGAUGGGCUUCGUGACGAUGGCCUUGGAGACGGUGUUUAUGCCUAUAAUGGGGGAAAGGUCGAGCCAUACAGUGCUCGAGGCACUGCCUCCAAGUCGUCUAUGUUGUUGGCUUUCGAUGAUUAUGGUAGGUCGAUCAACUUCUCAUCUGGGAAGGAACAGGCGGCUUCUACUAAGAUUGUGAGAGCUGUUCCAAAGGCGGAGACGCAGCAAGACGUGAAGAAUGGCGUUCUGAAAUUCAGGGUCAAGCUUUUGCCAGAAGGUGGAAGUCCGGGCACCACGGAUGUUCUUUGCCAGAUUGGUUUGGAUGGUAUUCAUAUGCUUGACCCAAGUUCAAGUCGGACAUUGAGGAUAUACCCACUUGAGACAGUGACAAGAUGGGAGGUUAUCGAUUCGUCUAUUUUUACUUUUUGGUCCAAAAGCUCAGUUGACAUUGAACCAAGACGCAUAAGGCUACAAUCAAACAGCUACACGACCAAUACCAUUCUUGACAAUGUGACAGCUGCAACUGUUCAGCUUAAGGAGAUGGGUGGACAAAGCAAACCCUCUGAACCUGUGAAGUUUGCUGAACAGUCUACUGAGAAAAAGAAAGGUUUUUCUGAUUGGAUGAACUUGAUAAAGCCUGGCAAUGAGGAAAAAGAUCAUUGGGUUCCUGAUGAAGCAGUUAGUAAGUGUACAGCUUGUAGGACAGAUUUUGGAGCUUUUGUGCGGAGGCACCAUUGCAGGAAUUGUGGGGAUAUUUUCUGUGACAAGUGUACCCAUGGAAGAAUUGCUCUCACUGCAGAUGAGCAAGCUCAGCCAGUACGAGUUUGUGACCAAUGCAUGGCAGAAGUGACUCAAAGGCUAAGUACUGCAAGAGAAGCUGCCAGCAAACCUGUUGGGUUGCAUAGCCAUGAGGAUCUUGCCCGGAAGCUUCAGGAGGAGAUGGACAAAAAUCGUAGGGUAUCAUCAGGUUCAAAGUCAGAUGGAUCCGGGAAGCGGAUGAGAGAAGUUGCCUGUCCCACUUGCACUGUCCAUCUCCAGGUUCAGGUUCCAAGCUCUGGUUCCGAGACCAUAGAAUGUGGAGUCUGCCAGCAUCCAUUUCUUGUGAGUGCUCAUUGAUCCCCAGUUUGAGCACCGUCACAUCAUGAUCCCAGCGGCAGUUUGUUUUGUUGAUACAAAAAGUAAUUUUUCUUCUUAAUUCCCUCUGUUCUUCAGUAUGGUUCUGCUGUCAAUAAGCAUCUAGAUUCAUGGAGUUUGUAUAUAUGAUCACCACCUGUUGAUUCCGAAUGCGUGUUGUCCAAAUUGAAUUCUUUAGUUCCCUUGUGUAUCUGAAUGUAAUGCGAGAGCAUCAUACACGAUGUUUUUUAUAACAGUCAAUCUGUUGGUAUGCUGUUUGUGUUUAUUUA